Messenger RNA from Symbiodinium necroappetens, 372 nucleotides. Lineage: Eukaryota; Dinophyceae; Suessiales; Symbiodiniaceae. The record is from the annotation of a GenBank genome assembly.
AUGGGUCACAAUCAGACAUCCUGCAGCCAGGCCGACGUUCUCGUCAUCCCGCCGGAUGGCCUCUGUGGCUGGCAUUGCCUAGUCGCCAGUCGGGACGUUCAAGGUUUCCUUGCAGUGGAGCGGACUUCCCUUGGCUACGCCAAAGCCGUGGACCGACUGCGGCUAGAGACACAUCUAGCACGCACGCUGUGCAAAGAGACCUGUGACCUUGCGCUCGAGCGCAGCCCGCACCAGCAGGAGGCUAUCGAACGAGUUCGAUGCCAAGAGUUCUUUGCCAUGGAGGACCUUGCUUGGAUAGCGGAUGCUUUGCAGAUUUCGGUUCGGGCUUCGUGCGAUCCAGAGGCACCGAUGCACUUUCACCGCGGGGUUUAA